Cetraspora pellucida is the source of this 306-nucleotide messenger RNA. The record is from the annotation of a GenBank genome assembly. NCBI's taxonomy places the organism in Eukaryota, Fungi, Glomeromycota, Glomeromycetes, Diversisporales, Gigasporaceae.
CAAAAUAAAGUCUUGGCAAUGAGCCAAAUUCGAAGUGACAUCCUUUGGUCUCAUAAAAUAAAAAACGCAAAAGAAUAUAAUAACCAAAUUUGCAGACUACAUGUUGCAGCACCUAUAUUGUUAGGUGAUGAAAAUGUUGAACAAGAAUUAGUCAUCACUGAUUUAGAUUAUCAAGUAAGUGAUGACGAUGAUGUUGAAGAAGGGACAGCUAUUAGAUCUCAUAAUCAAAAAAAUCGAAGUCUUAAAGAAAAUGAAGAUUUAGUUGCAGAAGAGGAACAAAGGUGGGAAAACCUAAUUAAUGAAUAG